AGCGUAAGCCGGCGCCGUCGAGGGCGGGAACCGAGAAACACGCGCGUGGGGGUUUAGUCCUCAUCGUGCGUUCGCACCACCGCAUGAGCGCGGCGGGAGCGAGCAUGAGCGCGGCGAGCGCCUCGCGGAUCGGCGUUGUUGCGCGAAAUACCCCGGGGGCUACGAUGAUGCGGGCGCGAUCGCGCUGCGCCGCGUCGGCGUCGACCCGCGCGGCCAGGUCGCAGAGGUUGGGCGGUAAGGACAAGAAGGGGCGGGUGGAUGUCACGAAGUCCACCCGCGCGCGAAGCGCACCCGGGGAGGGCUCCGGGGCGACGGCGGAGGCUUCGUCCUCCACCGAUGGGGAUGCUGCCGCGCCGGGGACUUCCUCCGCGGGAUCGAGUUCGCACGCGACGAGGACUCGCGCGAUUAAAAACGGCGAGUUCUUCAUCCCGUCGAUGCCACCCGCGCAGAUGGAGGAGCAGUUCCUCACGGGCACCAACGCCGAGCGCGCGCACUGGUUCCCCGUCGCGUUCGCCGCGGGGCUGGACGAGACCACCAUGAUCCCGUUCGACCUCUUCAACGUCCCGUGGGUCAUGUUCCGCGACGCCGACGGCAACGCGGGAUGCAUAAAGGACGAAUGCGCGCACAGGGCGUGCCCACUGAGCCUGGGCAAGCUGGUGAACGGCAAGGCGCAGUGCCCCUACCACGGAUGGGAGUACACCACCGGGGGCGAGUGCGUCAAGAUGCCGUCGAUUAAGAAGAUGCUCCCGGGGGUGUACGUCGACGCCGCGCCGGUGGUGGAGCGCGACGGCUUCCUCUACCUCUGGGCGGGGAAGUGGGAGCCCGGGAUCGAGGACGAGGUUCUGGCGAAAACGCCGCGGCGGUCGCUGGCGCCGCCGCAGGGGUUCACGCCGAUGGCGGAGGUGACCGUGGACAUCCCGAUGGAGGCGGAGGAGGUGCUGUCGCGGCUGAUGGCGCCGGGCGGGCGGACCUCGCGGACGGCGACGGUGAGCUUCGACGUCGUGGACGCGAAACGGAUAAGCGACUCGGUCUUUCCCAAGAUCGUCGCCAACGUCCUGCGCGGCUUGCGCAAGCCCGUGCCCAGGACGGCGACGUUCCUGCCCGCGUGCGUGCUCGACUCCACCGUGGGUUUGGAGGACGGUCCGGGCGACUGGAACGUCCACCAGAUGCACGUGGUGCUCCCGGCGAGGCCGGGGCGGUGUAGGCUGCUGUUCCGCCUCUCCGUGGACUUCGUCGCGGUGCCGGAGAUCGCGCGGGCCAUCGGCGGGGAGGUGUGGGCCAAUCUGGCGCAGAUGGUGCUGAAGGAGCAGCUGGAGGGUGUGCGGGCGAGCGGCGUGGACGACGUGGAAAGGUACCAGGAGUGGAAGGUGUCCGUGUCCGGGGAUUUCGACUGACGAUGUUGCCGUGAUGAGUGUUAAGCUCAUCUAUGAUAGUAGCUAGGUCGUGUGUACUACAUCGAUGAUAAUUUUGAUUUCAACGCUUCGGCGAAUGUGCCGGCUUC
Micromonas commoda is the source of this 1501-nucleotide messenger RNA. RefSeq names its product chlorophyllide a oxygenase (gene CAO1). Gene Ontology annotation, biological process: chlorophyll biosynthetic process. NCBI's taxonomy places the organism in Eukaryota, Viridiplantae, Chlorophyta, Mamiellophyceae, Mamiellales, Mamiellaceae. The record is from RefSeq and is a predicted model, not a curated record. Gene Ontology annotation, cellular component: chloroplast. The coding region runs from base 84 to 1394 and encodes 436 amino acids. The transcript has a single exon. Gene Ontology annotation, molecular function: iron ion binding; 2 iron, 2 sulfur cluster binding; chlorophyllide a oxygenase activity.